AUGGACGCCUCCAACAGCAAGACCAAGCCCGACACCAGGGCCCAGCGCACCGCCGCCGCGGACGCCCUGGCCAACGACAACGCCCAGGGCUAUGGCACGUACGGCUACAAGGACGUGACCGAUCAGGGAGACGAUAUGGAUACUUCCCAGCAGGCCACUACUACCGGAUUCACUGGCAACACGUCCUUCGGAGCUGGAGGAGCGGGCGCUAGAUGUGCCGGAGCUGGGGGAGCGGGAGCUAGGGGAGCCGGAGCCGGAGGUGCCGGAGCAGGAGCUUACGAUGCUGGAGGUGCUGGAGGUGCUGGAGCCGGAGCUGGAGGUGCUGGAGCGGGCGCUGGAAAAGCGGGAGCUGGGGGAGCGGGAGCUGGAGCAGGAGCCCACGACGAAGGCAUCAAAGGCAUCGAGGACCAGGACUCGAAGCGGGAGAAGGUCGAAAGCGAGGGCAAGGAGAGCACCACCAGCACCACCACCGGCCUCUCCGCCACGCUCCGUAAGUUCCAGAAUAACAUCGACGAGGUGCGCGGGCGGAUGGCGUCGAAGCCGCAGAAGAGCGCACAGGCUGGAGACCGUGAGGGCGCUGGAGUCAAGGAUAAGAAGGAUCAGGCUCAGGUUGAGGGACAGGGGCAGGGACAGGUUCCGGUUCAGAAUCAGGGACAUGGUGCACAGCAGGACGAUGAGGAGGAGGAGGAGAUGUUCCGGUAUGGGAAGCAUGUCUGA
Anthostomella pinea is the source of this 717-nucleotide messenger RNA. The record is from the annotation of a GenBank genome assembly. Lineage: Eukaryota; Fungi; Ascomycota; Sordariomycetes; Xylariales; Xylariaceae.